Molecule: messenger RNA, 5887 nt
Organism: Amyelois transitella
Lineage: Eukaryota; Metazoa; Arthropoda; Insecta; Lepidoptera; Pyralidae
Exons: 7
Coding region: 194-1690 (498 amino acids)
Source: RefSeq, a predicted model, not a curated record
UAAAAUAAUUUGUCAAUCGUAAAAUACUACUACAGAAAGAAAAGAAAAUACGAUUUUUUUAUUUUGUGACGACGCAAUAUUUGAUUUAUUUUAUAGAAUAUUUCGCUUUCGUUUACCAUCGGUUUCUUUGUAUAAAUGAGCCGUUAAGACUUUUAACAUUCCUAUUUCUAAUCAAUCGUUUGUUUUUCGUUAAAUGGAUAUGGCUGUUAUUUUGCUUUUUUGUUUCGGUAUCUUUUCCGAUAUAGGUGUAUCAGCUUAUGAACUAAUUCUUACUAAUAGUGGUCCUGCCGUCCGUGGUAACAAUGUAACCUUUACUGCAACAGUACAAGAUUAUAAUGAUGAAGUAUUCAAAUAUGUUUUCUGGGAUGACACAAAAAAUCAAAACAUUGGUGAGAUGAUACUAACUGCUGGUGUGGCUAACUGGACUCAAGAGUAUCCCAAAAGUCUAUAUGCAGCUGGAGAGUACACUGCCACAGUGCAGAUAAGAAAAAAAUUCUUUGUAACUUGGUACCUCGUUGGUACUGUCUCUUGCAAAUUUAAAUUAACAGAUACAUUAAACGGCAAGAUGGUAUUGAGUCAAGACCACGAAGAUAGACCAAACAAUUUUGUAAAAGUGAAUAGACCUGUUACACACACUAUAAAACUGUUAGACAGUGAACUGGAAUUUCUAAAAAACAAUGCUUCAACCGUCGCUACAUACUGGUUCGUUGAUUGCGCUUACAAGAUGAUGACAACAGAUUUAUCUUUUCAAUAUACAUACACUGAUUUAAUGGGGGAUCAUAACAUUGAAGCUAUAGUGGCGGCGAAUAAUCAGCCACUGCCACCAAUUACUACUACUACUACUACAACGACGACAACAACAACAACUACUACUACGACGACAACGACAACCACUACAACAACAACUACAACGCCUAAACCUACACCAUCUCCAGCACCAGAAAAUAAAACCAGUGUAACAGAUAAUACUACAUCCGCGUCAAUCCAUAGCCUUGCAAAACGAAGUGCCUCGCUGAAAACAAGAAAUAUCACUUCUUUAAUCAAAGACUCAAUCUGUAAUAAUAGUUUGUCUUAUCUGCCAACAAGUGACGAUUAUACUAUUGGACAUUAUAAGGAAACUAUUAGUGUAAGAGAACCUAUAACUACAAUCAACAUCACUGGACUGAAUUGGCUCCAACACGGAGAGCUGAUGAACCUCCAAGUUAAAUACUCUGGCACACCUCCGUUCAACUAUUGCGUUCAGUAUAAGCUCGGUGAAUACAAUGUGACGAACAAUGAGACAUGCUCUUCUUUACUAAAUACCGACUCCAAUGGAUUCACACUGAUACACUAUUUCCCUGAAGGUGAUCAGCAUACGGUGGUCGUUAUAAUAGAAAACGUUGUUGGUAAAAGUGUGUCGCGAGCUACUAUUAAUAUUUAUAAAGCCGUGGUGCAGGCGCAGUUGUCUGUUAUCGUGGUGCCGGUGGCGUUCUGUUUGUUGGCUGUUAUAUUGGUGGUGUUUGGCAUUGCCUACUACCAACAUCGUUCAAGGUAUACAAUUGAAGUGGCCGAUUUCGAUUUCGGCCAAGCAAAUCUGGACUACAAGACGUUCACCGAGCGACUCCGGGAUAGUUUCCGGAACGCGUUCAACUUCAGGCAACACGAGGAUCUAGACGCGUUAGUCAGUAAUACCAGAUAUGAUUCCAUGUAAUAGGUAUCGAAUCGAGUAUGUUUAAAACCGCGUUCGCAAUGGGCAGAUGAAAAAGUUCCGCAACAGGGUCAUCUAAAGCAGUAGAUCGUGUUUGAAAUUUUCCAAAACAUCCGUUUUGGAAAAUUUCAACGCGUACACUUGAGAGCUAACUAAUGUGCGUGCCAAUCUUAUUCUUCGCUGACUCGGUGUGUACGCGGCUUAAGGAAUGACACGAAAUGUUGAAAAGGUGUAGUGUUGCCGAAAUAGAAUGUAUCGUACAGAACGAAUUAAGAGGAAUAGCAACCUUAAAAACGUAUGCAACAGACAUGAUGUUGCAUUAUUCGCAAAAAAAAGCAGUCUGUUGAUGGAUUCAGCGGCAACCAGUAUUACUAUCUGUCAUGUGAAAGGGCGUAAGUGUAAACUCAAACUAAAUGAAGCGCGUGACUUCUUAAAAACGUCAAGUAAAGAAAACCAAAUGUACAUUCAAACUUUAGUCUAUAUUCAAAUGAGAUAGAGUGAAAUUUUGUAGACUUUUAUUAACUUCUGAUAUUUUUUCAAAGAGGUUUGGGCUUAAUUUUCAUUGUUUUUAAAUGCAUGUAACCCAAGCAUUAGCUACUUGAAUUCAACGCAGAAACUUACAUCUGUCCAUCAAAUAAAAUCUGGAAUGAUAAAGAACAUGCAAUCAUUCCAUUAUUGUAUUUACCUACGUGUAAUUUUGUAUGUUCCUUUUGAUGAAUCUAGCUGUUUUGUAGCGUUUAGUCUAUGGCGUUUAGAAAAGAGUAAAGGCCUGAAUUGAAAUACAUACUUCGGAACAUUGCUUGUAAUCACAAAUGUAGGAAAAGAAAUAUAUUCUAUAACGCGAAAAUGAAAUACGCAAAAUGCCAAACCCCAAUGUGUGUAGGCACCUUUAUUCGUGCUUUAAAACACCGAUAUUUAAGACAACAUUAUUAUAUUUAAAAUUAAUUCAUUUAUUGUUUUAGUGCUAAAUUAUAUGACUAUUACCUACAGACUGAUGGACUAUUUAUUCAUAUUAUUUUUUUAUAUUGUAAUUAGUUACUAAUAAUGCUUUGAUGGGUGUUUUCUUCGGCGGUCUGUUGCUAAUCAAAAAUUUGCUAGCAGGUUAGGUUAUUUUUUGUUUCAAUCUAAUAUCCAAGUUGGCCAGAGGCAAAAUAUUUAAGAAUAAGAGAUUGAUUUAAUUGAGAAUUAUUGUGAUAUGAUUUAUUUCAAAUCGAUAAGAUAUUUUUCUAUUUACAUACGAAAAAUAUCUUGUUUGGUAAUAGUUAUAAAAAAUGUAAUCAUUAAAAUACGCCAGUUAUUUCUUUUCUACGGCUUGGUAUAACAAUUUAAUCGGGAAUACUUAAUAUUAACUUCCAUUUUUAAUUAAAUGUAGGUUAUAAACCAGUGUAUUUUUUUUUGUAUUUCGUUAAUGUCAGGUAUAAGUUGGCAAAAAAUUAAUUAAGAGGAAUUGGAAUUAACUUUUUCGGAGUGCGCAGUGCGCCUAUCACCAUGAAUCAGAGCGAAUGACAAGUAAUUCUUCGUACUUAGUUAAAGUCUUGCCAACCUGUAAUUGACACAACCAAAUUGUAUAUUUGUUGGUUUCAGUAUGGAUCGGAAAUCCAAAUGGCAAGUCAUGUUUUGUGAUAUAUUAGGAUUAAUUAUUAUUAUUAAUUUAGACUUACAAUAUAAAAACGGUAAAAAUAAAGUAUUAUUGUAUAUUUUGUUCAUACUGUAUUAUACAAUACUUACAACGUUACUAGUUACUUACGUUUUUAAAGAUUAUAUGACAUUUAUCCAGUUAAGAUUUGAGACAAUACAAUUUUCGUAAUGUAUUUUUUUUGUUUUUCUUUAAUAAUACGUAUUGUCCUCUGUUACUGCUUCAUCUAAAUAAUCUUAUAUGAGAUAGUCAUUAUCAAGCAAAGAGAAUUAUGGGUAAGGCCGUAGAUUUUGCCACUUAGUAACAUAGAGUAACAUAGAUACUUCUAUGUUAUGGUAACGUAUAAGUAACACGAAAGUAACGAGUAAAGAGUGUAAGGUCGAAUUCAGAAGUACUGCCUCUUUUUUUUAUUAGUUUUUUUUUUCAAAUUUCAUAAUAUUUUCGUAAAGUACUGAAAAUUAUACUAACGUACGAUUGUAAUGGCAAGCACAAUUCCAUAGGAAUUGGAGAAGCAAAUGUAUUCUGAGAAACACAAACGAAGUUAAUGCAAUGUUCCAAAACAAAAUGUAUGUACGGGCGUACGGGCCAGGGUAUCUAUUAACCUUAUGUAAGAACUAAGCAUAUAAAUGAAAUGAAGCGGUGGUGGUCUAGUGGUUAAGACGUCCGCCUGGUGAUCAAAAUGUCCCGGGUUCGAAUCCUACUCGAGCCACAUGAGUUUGUAUGCUAAUCUGACUUACGUUUAGUACUUUUCAUGACCACCACUUGCUUCCGGUGAAGGAAAACAUCGUGAGGAAGUCACAUUAGUCGAUUAUUUAUCAGUUAGUGAGUGAAAUGGAGAAGGCAAUGGCAAACCACUCUAUUAAUAUUGCCAAGAAAGUCGUUGUGUGUGUUUCAUUGAAAUCCAUAUAAUGAUCACGACUUCUCAGCCAUGAGGAAUACGACUAAGAAAAAGAAGAAGCAAAUAAAAAACAAUGAAAUCUUCUAAAAUGUCUAUUCAUUAAAUAGGUACUUAAAACACAAUGUGUACUAAUUAAUCAAUUAAAUCACAAAAAAGGAACUAGGUAACCACUUUUACUUAUGUCAACUAACAAAUGAUUUAAAAUAUUUAAAUAAAAAAUACAGUAUCUUCAUCAUUUUGCAGAUAAUAUUCUUUUGAAUCUGUCUCUAACUGAAUCAAAUUUAUCUUUUUUACUAUAGAAAUUGUGGUCACAGAAUCAAGAUCUAACUUUCUUUGCACUAAGAAUUUUACAGAAUUAUUUGAAAUCUUAACAUUUAAAAAAAAAAUUAUUUUGUAAUAUGUUUCGUCAUUUUUAAAUUCUAUGAUCUCAACAAAUCCAAUAUAAUACUUCCACGUUUUUCUUUCAAAUUAUCUAACCAUAACGAAUCUUUUAUGUUGAAACUUAAAUAAUUCCCUUCAUUUUCAUUAUUCUCUCUAACCGUGCUGCCAAGUUCUUCAUCGUUCUGCUCGCUUCCUUCUAUAAAAAACACAUUUUAUAAAUUGGAUUUCAAAAUUCAUCUUGCACUUUUAAUGAUUAAAAUAAUAAUAAUAUUUUGUUUUCCUAAGCCAUUAACUACAGGAAAUACUUAUUUAAUAUAUGAAAUUAAAUGAGUCGUAGCCUAUUGCACGAGUCUAUGUACGAAUCCUUACAACACUUAAACGUUACGUAACAUACAAUCAAUGUUACCGAUAACAUAGCAGUAACCUAGAAGUAACGCAGAAGCAAGAUUUUUUUGGUUAUAAUUUACCAUAACUCGAUCAUUCGAGCUAAAUUUAAAACAAAACACGGCUCCUGCAUAACUUAUUCACUAAAUAAUACUUUCACAUGAAAAUAGGAGUAAUAAACCAAUUCUUUACCUUUGAAAUCGAAUAAAUCCCGAAUGACGACACACACCUGCACUCACUUUUUGUCAAACCCACCACAGUAAACAAAAUGGUUUUUUUUUUUCUUUUUGUCCAUGGACACUUAAGUGUUGCCAGUAUCGAUACAAAAUAUUACCAAAAUGUUUUACCUUAAUUAGAGGUGAAAUUGUGGUAACAUACAAAAUUGUAACAUAUAAGCAAAAAUACGGGGACAAACAUUUAAAUUGCGAUAAAAAAAUUAAAUCUACUUAUUUUAAAUAAUCUCAUAUUAUUAAUUGGCUGCUUAGUUUUGCGUUCUGUAGGUUAAGUUCUUGUAAACUUGACAUUCAAUAAAUAUACUACGAGUUUUGUAGUUCUCUAGUAUUUGGAUGAUAAAAAAGACAACGCGAUUUUUGCAAAAUUUGGAGGACUGGCCAAGUUGAACACACUCUAGAAGUUAAAGUAUUGAAGUGUUUGAACUUUUGAAAUUAAAUUAUGUAGAGAUAAGAGCUACAAAAUAUAUUAUGAGUACCUUAGUAACAAAUUACUAGCAUUAGUCUUUUAUAUAUGCAGUCAAAAUGUGGGACAUAUUUUUUUUUCAAAUAGUGGCAAAAUUUACGGCCUUACCCUAUAUAUUAUUUAAAAAAACGUGUACAGUAUUGUAUAAUUGUAGAAUGAAUCAAAUUAAUAAAUGUAGUUACAAUAAAAAUGUUACACAAUUUUA